CAUUUCUCCCUAUAUUUGUAGUUGAAUCUUUGUAAUUCCACUCACAUCUCAACCUUGUUGAAUUCCAGUACUUCAAACAAAGUCCAACAAUGCCACCUUCAUAUUUCCAAAUGGACAAUCCGGCCGCAAUACUGUCUUUACUCCGUCCAACUCCCGGCGAUAAGCAUAAAAAAUCCAGUAGCAGCGGCGGUCUCUUGCGCAUGUUCAAGCUCUUCCCCAUGCUAACCUCCGGAUGCAAAAUGGUUGCGCUAUUGGGUCGACCACGGAGGCCUUUGCUGAAAGACAGUGCUAGUACGGGUACUAUUUUCGGGUAUCGCAAAGGCAGGGUCUGCUUAGCGAUACAAGACGAUCCCCAUAGCGUGCCGGUGUUCAUCAUCGAACUACCCAUGCUCACCAGCUUGCUUCAAAAGGAAAUGGCCUCCGAUAUAGUGAGGAUCGCGUUGGAGAGCGAAACCAAGACGCAUAAGAAGAAGGUGCUGGAGGAGUUCGUGUGGGCGGUGUUCUGCAAUGGAAGGAAGAUGGGGUAUUCUAUCAGGAGGAAACAAUUGUCCGAAGAUGAGCUCCAUGUUAUGCGGCUGCUCCGAGGUGUUUCGAUGGGUGCCGGUGUGCUUCCGAUCCCGAACGACAAGGAAACCGACGGGGAAUUGACGUAUAUGAGAGCUAGAUUCGAGAGGGUGGUCGGAUCGAAGGACUCGGAAGCUUUUUAUAUGAUUAAUCCGGAUGGCGUUGUGCCUGGUCCAGAACUCAGUAUUUUCUUUGUAAGAUCUCGUUAGAAAAAAUUAUAAACUAAUACCAUAGAAAACUAUUCUCUUUUAAUGUUUUCACA
Hibiscus syriacus is the source of this 826-nucleotide messenger RNA. RefSeq names its product protein MIZU-KUSSEI 1-like. The record is from RefSeq and is a predicted model, not a curated record. Gene Ontology annotation, biological process: hydrotropism. NCBI's taxonomy places the organism in Eukaryota, Viridiplantae, Streptophyta, Magnoliopsida, Malvales, Malvaceae. The coding region runs from base 90 to 773 and encodes 227 amino acids. The transcript has a single exon.